Molecule: messenger RNA, 1923 nt
Organism: Colletotrichum orchidophilum
Lineage: Eukaryota; Fungi; Ascomycota; Sordariomycetes; Glomerellales; Glomerellaceae
Product: adenosine/AMP deaminase
Exons: 3
Coding region: 1-1923 (640 amino acids)
Biological process (GO): inosine biosynthetic process; adenosine catabolic process
Molecular function (GO): adenosine deaminase activity
Source: RefSeq, a predicted model, not a curated record
AUGGGCAGCUUGUGCUCAAACAUUGAAAAGGACGAUGCACCUGGCGAGAAGGAUGGUCAGGGUAGAAGGAACAUCAACACGAAUACCAUCGCACGACGCUCGUCCAGAAGGCUACGGAAGCAUCAACAUCGUGACCCUCAUCACCUCAGGCACCAAGAAGACAUGGACAAGGCCCAAGAAAUGAUCGAAGCCCACGAUAAAGUCAUCAAGAUGGCCGGCGAUGGCAGUCGCCGGAAACCUACUAUACUCGAUCAUAGCGGCCCGAACACGAGAUCAACUAUCGCCGCUUCAAAAAUAGAUGGCCCUGAUGAGUACUUUCGCCAAAGACAAGAAAUCAAGAAUCGCGAGCAGACACUGUCAUUUGAUUUCCGCGCAAAGAUGCUGGCAUCACACAACGAGAAGAGGGCCAACGACAUCAUUCAAAAACUCAAGGCAAAAGACCAGCGCGAGGUGUAUGGCGCGGCUGAGCCAAGGCAAGGGUGGGGUGGUCAGAAGCAUUCGCGCUUUCCUGCUGACCAUUUCCUGUCCAACGUCGAUUUGAUCAACGAGACGAGCCUACUUCGAGUCGCGGUCAAGAUGCCAAAGGGGGCACAUCUUCAUAUUCAUUUCAACGCUUGCUUGCAGCCUAAUGUAUUGCUCGGCAUCGCAAAGACUAUGAACCGCAUGUUCAUCAAUAGCGAUCUGUCCUUGGCGCCGAGUGGUACAGAAGGUGAGGCCCUUCACCGGUGUGAAAUCCAGUUUUCCAUCUUGCCGCCCGAGAAGGAAAAGGGAAACCCGGGGAACCUCUUCGAGACCAACUAUAAGGAACGACAAAUGAUGAAAUACUCAGAGUUUCUCAAAGCGUUUCCGAAAUAUUACAAAGGUAUAAACCCCGAGGAAUGGCUCACAAGGAAACUUGUCUUCCAUGAGGAUGAAGCACACAACGCGCUUCAAACAGUCCAGGGAGCUUGGGAAAAGUUUAACGGCCGGACGCGCAUGAUGAAAGGGCUCUUCAAUUAUGAAACCGCCUACCGGAGAUACACCCGGGGAAUUCUUGAAGAUUUUGUCCGCGACAACAUCCAGUAUGCCGAGAUUCGGCCUAACUUCAUGAAGACAAACCAGCUCUGGACUGACGAUGGAACGCGGCAAAUUGACAACGACGGUAUCAUGAACAUGAUUAUCGAAGAGUGCGAAAAGUUUCAGCGCGAGACUAAAGACUAUUUUGGCGGGCUGAAGGUCAUCUAUUGCACACCUCGGUCCUUUUCCAAUGACACGGUGGCAUUUGCACUUGAUGAAUGUCUCAAGUUCAAGCAGAAAUGGCCCAAGUGGAUUGCCGGAUUUGAUCUGGUCGGCGAAGAAUCCAAGGGCCGCCCUCUGCGGGAUUUCAUCGCAGAGUUCCUCGCCUUUAGGCAAAAAUGCGAAGAAGCCAGUGUCGAUAUUCCAUUCCUAUUCCACUGCGGAGAGACGACAGACAUUGGCAAUGAGACGGACGGCAACCUCGUGGAUGCGCUUUUGCUCAACUCGAAGCGCAUCGGCCACGGUUUUGCGCUGGCCAGGCAUCCCUACAUUAUGGAGCACAUGAAGAAGAGGGGCAUCUGCCUCGAGGUGUGCCCAAUCUCGAACGAGGAGCUCGGUCUCACGCCCCGGAUUACAGGCCAUUCAAUGUACAAUUUGCUUGCCAACAACGUACAUUGCACAUUAAAUUCAGAUAACGGAACAAUAUUCAGAUCAACUCUUUCACACGAUUUCUACCAGGCGAUGGUGGGUAAGACAGACAUGACCUUGCACGGCUGGCGACAGCUCAUUGAGUGGAGUCUAGAGCACUCUUGCAUGUCAAAAGAAGAACUCGCGGCAGUGCGGAUGGAAUGGGAGAAGCGCUGGAAAAAGUUCUUGGAAUGGAUCCUGACAGAGUUUAAGGAUUUGGAUGGAGAAACUUCGAAGUAG